Messenger RNA from Halteromyces radiatus, 1596 nucleotides. RefSeq lists its product as uncharacterized. NCBI's taxonomy places the organism in Eukaryota, Fungi, Mucoromycota, Mucoromycetes, Mucorales, Cunninghamellaceae. Gene Ontology annotation, molecular function: protein binding. The record is from RefSeq and is a predicted model, not a curated record. The coding region runs from base 268 to 1596 and encodes 442 amino acids. The transcript has 7 exons.
CGUUGUUGUUUACUUUUGUUCUCCUUUUGUUCUCUCCUUCCUUUCUUUCUAUCAUCACUCAUUCAUUAUAUAUUUAUAUAUCUUCAUACUUUUACUUCUCCUUGAAUUUGUUAGAAAAAAAAAUUAAGGUGAAAACGUUCUCUCCUUCCCUCUCUUUCUCUCUCUCUUUUUCUCCGUUUUCCAUCUUUUUUUUUUAUACUUUUCUUCCCUCUCUUUACUUUUACUCUUUCUUUCUUUCUUUCUUGUUACAAUUCUUGUCUAUUUUGGAUGGCUUUGAAGCUUGAACUUGAACAAUGGCAAAAUGCUUGUUCAGCGUUUGAUAGUAAAGAUUAUGACUCAGCCUUGAAAACCUUUAUUAAUAUGGCGGAUAAUGCGAAAAUGCAUUUUAAUAUUGGAUUGAUCUUUGCAGCAGUGGAAGAUCAUGAGCGUGCGUUGGCUGCUUACUCUAGAUCAAUUACUAUGGAUCCUUAUUUUGCUGUAGCUUAUUUUCAAAAAGGUGUAUCUCAAUUUUGUUUGGGAAAUAUGCAAGAAGCCAUGCAAGAAUUCGAUAAUGCUCAUGUGAAAUUACGUGGUAAUCAAAUUAUCAAUUAUCAACAACUUGGUCUAGCAUUUCGACUCUAUGCAUGCGAAGUAUUAUUCAAUCGAGGCAUCUGUCGACUUUAUUUGGGGAAAAUUGAUGCUGGACUGACAGAUUUAUAUCAUGCUCAAAAAUCCAAGAUGACCGAAGAACACGACGUGAUCGAUCAAGCUGUACGUGAACGAGGUAAAGGUUAUUCAGUCUUUUCUAUUCCAGUCGGUGUAUUAUAUCGUCCUCCUGAAAGUAGAUUACGACAAAUGCGUGGUAAUGUGGAUAUGUUCGAUGUGGUAGAUAAACUUGGAUUAAAUAAAUUUCAGAAACCAAUCAUGGCUGGUCAACCUACUCCUUCUUCUGGUAUUAGUCGAAACAAUUCUGUCUUAUUAUCAAAACGUCCAAGAAAGGAUUCUAAUCCAGGUCCUUAUAUGCAAUCAUAUUCAUCACAAGAAGAUUGGCCUGAUACCUCCUCACAACCUUCAUCUUCCACCUCAUCCUUCACAUCAAGUUUACGUUAUCGUGCCGAUGGUCGUCGUGUGGAUAGUGGAUUUGAAUCAUCUCAUGAAGAUCGAUUUUCAUUCUCAUCAAGAAACUCUGCCAAAAGUCACAAGACCAAUCAAGAUGAACGAGAUCGGAUUCGUGGACGACUCAAUGGAAUGACAGAUGAAGAAGGAGAAAGACGUGGUAGUGAACAAAGUGGAAAAAGUAUAUCAGUACGACCUACACCAUCCACAUCGACUCAUUCUCGCAAUGAUAAUCAAGGUAGCAAAAUCAAAAUCAAGGUCCAUCAUAUCGAUACACGUGUUUUAUUAGUCUCUUCCACUAUCACCUUUGACGAUUUAAUUGCAAGAGUACGCGACAAAUUGAAUGCUCCUGCUCAUACUCGACUUCAAUACAAGGAUGAAGACAAUGAAAUGGUGUUGAUGAUUGAUGAUGAUGAUUUACAAAUGGCUCGACAAAUCCACAAAGUGCGGAAUAACAAUGAUCUUGGCGUGGAAAAAAUGGAAAUUUGGUGUAUCACUUGA